GCCUCCUCUCCUCUCCUCUUAUCAUCCAUUUGAGCUGCUCUGCUCGGCUCUCAUCCCUUCUUUCCAUUUUUAUUUAAUUUUUGAUAAAAGAAAAAAAAGGUUUUUUUUUUUGCCAAAAAUCACCAUCAUCCUCCACUCUCUCUCUCUCUCUCUCUCUCUCUCUCUCUCCGUGUGUGUGUCUGUGGUCAAUGGGUUUUCUUUUCUUUGCAACAACACUUGGGUGGAGGUGAUGAUGGUGAGAUGAUAUGAUAUGAUAUUCAAUUUCACGCCCUUUCUACCUUCCUCUUCCUCUUCUUCUUCUUCUUCUUCUUCUUCUUCUACUUCUACUUGAAUGAGAAGCAUCAGAGAGAAUCGGCCAAAUCCACCAUGUGGGUCUUGUUCUUGUAUGCCCUGUUGAUGCUCUGUUCUUUUGUCUCGGUCUCUGUCUCCCUCUGCGACCCGCCUGAUCAAGCUUCCCUCCUCUCCUUCUCCUCCCAUCUCUCCCCUCCUCUCAACUGGUCUUCUUCUUCAUCUUCAUCCACCUCUGAUUGCUGCUCCUGGGAAGGCGUAGCCUGCAACGCUGUCUCUGGUCGGGUCACCCAGCUGUCCCUCCCCAACAAGACGCUCAAUGGUACCCUGCCCCCUUCUAUCCUCAACCUCUCCCGGCUCUCCCUCCUCAACUUGUCCCGGAACCGGAUCUCCGGCCCUCUCCCUUCCGGGUUCUUCGAUUCGUUGCCCGCCCUGCAGAUUCUCGAUCUCAGCUUCAAUGAUUUCACCGGCGAAUUCCCGUCUCUGCCUCUCAAUAACUCCCUGCAGGCGCUCAAUAUAUCGAGCAACCAGUUCUCUGGGGGCAUCCCAGGAUCGAUUUUCCAGUCAGGCCGGAGGUUGGCCACCUUCAAUGCCAGCGACAACAGCUUCUCGGGUCUGAUUCCAUCGCCACUCUGCGACGUCUCUAACCCUAACUCCUCCCUGCUGAUCAGUUCCCUCGACUUCUCCAACAAUAACUUCAGCGGGGAAGUACCGGCUGGACUGGGGAGCUGCUCAAAGCUCGAAACUUUCCGGGCCGGAUUCAAUUCCCUGACCGGGAAGCUCCCGGACGACAUGUUCGGCGCGACAGCCCUCCAAGAGCUCUCCCUGUUCGUGAACCAGCUCACGGGGCCCAUCAGCAAUGGAAUCACGAACAUGACCAAUCUCAGGAUUCUCGCCCUCUACUCGAACAACUUCACCGGCCCGAUCCCUGCAGAUAUCGGGAAGCUCGAGCAGCUCGAGCAGCUCCUCCUCCACGUCAACAACUUGACGGGCUCGCUGCCCCCUUCCCUGAAGGACUGCACCAGUCUCAGGAAGCUCUACCUGAGGGUAAACAAGCUCGGUGGGAACAUCACGGAGUUUGACUUCUCCCCUCUCAAGCGGCUGACAACUCUGGACCUUGGCAACAACAACUUCACCGGUAACUUCCCUAGGAGCCUCUACUCCUGCACAGCACUCACUGCUAUCAGGUUCGCGACUAAUGGUCUCAAAGGUCAGAUUUUGCCGGACAUUGUUAAUCUUCAGUCGCUGUCCUUUAUCUCUGUUUCGAACAAUUCGCUGGAGAACGUCACCGGGGCAUUGAGUAUCUUGACGGGUUGCAAGAGCCUCACGACCGUUAUACUCACCAAGAACUUCCUCCACGAGCCGAUGCCCAGAGACUGGGUCUUAGCCGACCCCAACGGGUUCCAGAAACUCCAGGUUUUGGCCCUCGGAGGCUGCAAUCUCCGGGGAGAGGUUCCUGGUUGGCUUCAGAGGUUUACCAGUCUUGAAGUGCUCGACCUGUCCCAGAAUCAAUUCUCGGGCUCAAUUCCUGGAUGGUUGGGGGACAUGGCGAACCUAUUCUACAUAGAUUUGUCGAGUAACCUGCUUUUGGGUGGGUUCCCUAUUGAGUUUACGGCCUUAACUGGGCUAAAAUCAGGGGAGCCAUCGUACCAUGUCAAUCAGACUUUCCUGGAGCUGCCUGUGUUUGUGAUGCCUAACAAUGUGUCAAAUCAGCAAUAUAAUCAGCUCUCAAACCUCCCGCCAGCGAUUUAUUUGUACAAUAACAGCCUCAGUGGGCCCAUCCCCAGGGAGAUUGGGCAGUUGAAGUCCAUCCAUGUCUUGGAACUCAAUCACAACAACUUCUCUGGCACCAUCCCGGAUGAGAUAUCGAGUCUCAGCAACUUGGAGAUCCUCGACCUCUCCAAUAAUGAGUUCACUGGCGUCAUCCCUGCCUCGCUCAAGAAUCUCCACUUCUUGUCCUUCUUCAGCGUGGCUUACAACAAUCUCCAGGGAAUGAUUCCUGCAGGAGGUCAGUUUGAUACCUUCCCGGACUCUAGCUAUGUUGGGAACCCGGGACUGUGUGGCCGGCCUCUCAGCGAUUGCUCAAAUCAGUCGGGCAGCAGCGGUCAGGAGGGACGCAGCAGGCGCUCCAACAGGAAACUCGUGCUUGGGCUCGUCCUAGGAAUCUGUUUUGCUGUUUUUCUGGUCGUAUUUCCAUUUGCAUUCUGGGUUGCAUCCAAGAGUAGAAUCAUACCACGAAGGGAUAGCGAUAAUAAUGAAAUGGACAUAAUGUCCAUCAACUCCAACCAAGGGGCUUCUUCUGAAUUUGACAGGGACUCGAGCUUAGUCAUUGUGUUCCGGGACAAUCUGAAUGAUAUGAAGGACCUCACAAUCUCUGAAAUCUUGAAGGCAACGGACAACUUCAAUCAGGCAAACAUCAUAGGAUGUGGUGCAUUCGGAUUGGUCUACAAGGCAACUCUCGCCAACGGGACCAAACUCGCUGUUAAGAAGCUCUCAGGGGACAUGGGCCUCAUGGAAAAGGAGUUCAAGGCUGAGGUAGAGGUUCUCUCUAAUGCCCGACACGAGAACUUGGUGACCCUUCAAGGAUACUGCAUCCACGAGGGCUCGAGGUUGUUAAUAUACUCUUACAUGGAGAAUGGGAGUCUCGACUACUGGUUGCAUGAGAAGAGUGACGGCCCUGCCCAUUUAAGCUGGCCCAUGAGGCUCAAGAUAGCCCAGGGGGCGAGUCGUGGGGUGGCCUAUAUGCACCAGAUAUGCCAGCCCCACAUUGUGCACCGUGACAUUAAGUCGAGCAACAUACUUCUUGAUGGCAAGUUCGAAGCCCACGUAGCAGACUUUGGGCUUUCGCGAUUGAUUCUUCCUUACCACACCCAUGUUACAACAGAACUUGUCGGAACUUUAGGUUAUAUUCCUCCAGAGUAUGCACACUCUUGGGUUGCAACCCUGAGAGGUGACAUGUACAGUUUUGGGGUUGUGAUGCUGGAACUGCUAACCGGGAAGAGGCCCGUCGAGAUAACAAAGCCCAAGGAGUCGAGGGAGUUAGUGGGUUGGGUCCAGGAGAUGAGGAAGGAGGGCAAACAGAAUGAGAUCUUUGAUCCACUGCUCCAGGGAAAGGGCUUUGAGGAUCAGAUGGUGCAGGUUCUCGACGUGGCCUGCUUGUGUGUCAGCUCGAACCCAUUCAAAAGACCGACCAUCCAGGAUGUCGUUGAUUGGCUGGAGAAUGUGGGCCAAUGAACCUGUGUAAUUAUAAUUAGUCUUCUGUGUUAGAACGAUUUCUUUUUGGUGGAAGAUCUGUACAGUGGAAGGAAGGAAGAAAGAAGCUUCUUUUCAGGGAGAGUGCAUACAGUUACGAAAGGAUCGCGAGUCUCAAGUUCCCUUCAGCGGAGGGUCUCCGUGAGAGGCUGGUUGUAUUGUAUAUCUGUAAAUUGACAGAAGCAGAAUAAUGAGAUCCUUUCUCAGGUGCAGGAUUUUGUUUUUCGGAUUUGGACCUCGCUAGAGAUUUUAGUUUUGAGUUCUUGUACCUGUUCGAUGUAUACUACCUGUAUCAUUAGAAAUUCCACAGGUGAUGAUAACAACUUCCACGGCUUGUCGGAAACAAAGAAGGAAGCCAGUUACAGUUGUCUUGUCUGCUUGUAUAGAUUGACAAUAAUAAGACUUGAAUGCUUAAAAUCUACUGAGA
Messenger RNA from Punica granatum (pomegranate), 3967 nucleotides. The record is from RefSeq and is a predicted model, not a curated record. NCBI's taxonomy places the organism in Eukaryota, Viridiplantae, Streptophyta, Magnoliopsida, Myrtales, Lythraceae.